AUGUUCCCAAGAAGUGAACGGUUUGUCGAAAAGGCACGACCCAACCACUACGACGUCAAGAACGGCGAAGACGACCCCUACAAACGGUUCGGGUUCCUGGGCAAAACUAAACGUUUCCAAGACCAACAUAGACGCCAACAACAACUGCAACAGCAAGGACUCAGCAACUCUUCUGGAGGACCCUAUGAACGCAACUCGUUAUCGCUAUCAUUGCCUUCAUUGGUGAUUGACGACGAUGGGACGGACACGGCAUCGGUUAACUCGAAUGGAUCGACAACCCCAGAUUAUACCCGUCGGCCAACGAAUCUCGCAGGAUUGACCGAACGAUUCGAGAAAUAUAGGAUCUCACACCAAAAGGACCUGGAUGUGAUGGCCGAGAAGCAGAAAAGAGGCGAGGCUAUGUACCAAGGCGCCAUCAAGGACAAGAAUGCCAUCAUGACCCAGCUUGCCUCCAAGGAAUCGGAAAUUGCGGACCUCAGCGUGCGGCACAAUAUCCUCAGAGCCAGUCUCGACAAGUCAGAAAAGGCAGCAGCGGUAGUCAACGACAAAAUCGGGAAAUCUGUCCUGCUCCAGAAACGUAUCGACGAGCUUGAGAAGCUUCUCAACCGGACAAAACUCUCCCUCGAGGAACAGCAAUCCACCAGCAUCGCCCAACGUGAGAAACUCACACAGGAGAACCAGCAGCUCUCAGAGCAGCUCGGAAAGCAGAAAGAAGUCUCGGAGCAGACUUUGGAACAGGCUCGGGAGGAACAGAGAGUGGAGCGAGAGAGGUAUGAGGCGGAUGUGAGACGGGCCAAGGAUGAUUCGGAGUAUUGGAAGCGCAAGUAUGAGGAUCUGGAGAGGCGAGUGAGGGAGUUGGAGGAGGAGCUUGAGAGGGAGAGGAAGCUCGUGGAGGAAUUGCGGGCAAAGAUGAGGCAGGAGCGGGAGCAGUUGCAGGCUCAGAUCGAUGCAGCUGAGGAGAAGGUCCAGACGCUGGAGAACAGCCAAAGAGAACUCAAGGCUGCUAACAAGGAGACCACAGACCGACUUCAGCGGGAGAAGAAGCAGCUCGAUGAGCAGUUGGAGGCUUCGAGGAUGGAGUUUAAGCAGCUGGAGGAUAAGCACCAGGCGACCGAGCGUGAGCUGGAGGAACAGACCGUCCAGCGUGCUAAGGCCGUCGAGGCCAUGGAACUCCAGCACCAGGAACACCAGACCCGUCUCACCAAGGAGCGUCAGGACCAUGCCAAGGCCCGCCAAGAACUCGAGCAGUCAAUCGCUCAUCUGAUCUCGGAACUUUGUCAGAAUAGGGAUGCGCUAUUGAGGGUCCAGAAGGAACGCACCACCUUGCAAGAGAAGUACGAUGACAGCCAGUUGGAGAUCCAAGCCAUCUCGGGAGCCAUGAAGACCCUCGAGGAACAGCAUCAGGAGUUGAAGGAAACUUCUCGACAGACCCAGGAGGAGCUGACUGCCAAGCACAAUGACUUUUCGGAAGAGACUGCCCAGCAAAAGAAGGAGUCAGAUGCCCAGAUCACAGAGCUCAAAACGACGCUGGAGAAGAAGCAGGAGGAGUAUACUAAGGUCAUGAAGAGUAUCGAGUCUGUUCAAGCCGAAUUGAAGAGCGUCGAGUCUGAACGUGAGGAGGCCAUUGCCCAACGUCUGGAGGAGGAGCGGCAGUCACGAGAGAAGCAGGAGCGUUUGGAUACCCUGGAGCAGGAGAAUCAGUUGGCGACAGUGCAGUUGACAGAGAUGAGCGAGAGUAACUGUAUGAUGAAGCAGGAGUGCGAUCGACUGAUCGACCUGACAGAGACCCACGAGAAAGAGAUCGUUGACUUGCAGGUCAACUUUGACAAAGCGAGCGCUGAGAACAAGGAGCGAGAGGCUCAGCAGCAGAAGCGGAUCCAGGAACUCGAGGAUGUCUCUCUGGCAGCUGCCAAGCAAGCUGAGGUCUUUCGCAGGAACGAGGAGGUCUGGGAGUCAGAGAGGAUCAAACUGACGGAGAAUACCACGGGUCAGAUGUCGACGAUUGCAACCCUGGAGUCGCGCUUGGACAUCAUCACGUCAGAGAAGGAGGCCGAGGCCAAGGCGAGUGCACAGAACAUCCGGGAUCUGGAGAUGCGGUGUCAGCUGAUGGAAGCCGCAUUCAGGGACCUGUUCGAAAAGUCUGGUUCGACACAGGAGAUCGAAGGGUCUGACGAAGCGACAUCCGACACUGUCUGGAAACAGCAUUCAGAAGCCAUCCUCAACGUCCUCCUCCACCAUACCACCACCUGCUCCAUCAGCAAGACCGAACACGCCGCUCUCCUCGAAGAAAAAGCAUCCCUCGAAUCCUCUUCCCUUGCCCUCAGCGCCCUUCUGGCCAACCAAGAUGCCUCUGUCACCAAGUCCCACACCGAUCACUCUGGCCUGCUCGCAAAGAUCGCCGAACUCGAGGACCAAAUCCUCCGUCUCAACAUGCAAGUCGAGUUCCUGGAGGCCGAAAACAUUGGAAAAGUCGCCAUCAUCAAGGCCCUCCAGGACGAAUACGAGUACCAGGAACGCGUCAUUCGUGACCUGUCGAAACACGAUGACGCCGUCAAGGAAGUCGCCCGCCUUGAAGAAGAACUCCGAACAUUGACGAACCAUACCCGCGAUACGGACGAGUGGGUCAAGCAGGUGCAGGCGGAUGUCGAGAAAUACAGGGAAGCGUAUGUCAAGGCGGAUAUUGCGCGGGAAGAGACGUUGUUGGAUAUGAAGAAGCUGCAUGAGGAACUGGCCGAGUCCGAAGCUGCGCGCUUGCAGGUCGAGAACCAGCUUCAGGCCGAUGUCAGUGUUCUUAUCAAGAAGAAUGGACUUUCUAAUGAUGAGCUCUCCCGUCUGUCAAAGAUGAACGUCGACUCUGCCCAGAACCUCUCCCUCAAGCAAAAGGUCAGGCAGGUGGCGCAACUCAAGGAAGAGAACUUGGCGCUCAAGAAGAAGAACCUCGCCCUCUCCAACACCCGCGACACCCUCCGCCUCAAAUCCCUCCAAACCGAACGCGACCUCGAAGCUUACAAGGCUGCCGUCGCCAAUGGAACCCUCAGCUCAUUCACACCCACACAUACACAUACACAUACACAUACACCUAGUGUCAACACCAACACUAACAACCAUCGCCAAUCGACGGCCAGUUCCGUAUCCGGCGCCUCUACCAUCUCAUCCGCCACUUCUUCAGCAGGUGACGUAUCACCAAACGGAAAGUUGCAAUUGCAGGCCUUGACUGCCGCUGUUUCUGACGUCGCCGUGUCUUCUACUCCUGCGCCGUCGGUGGCUUUGUUGGCAUCUCCGAUGAUGCGUCCACGUUCGACAUCCACAACUUCUGUCCGAUCUGCGAACGGUGGCAGUUCCUCGUCCAAGCUUUUUAGCAGCACUGCUUCCUCCUCUCCUUCUACCGCGAGUGGUGGUGCUAAGCCUAUCAGCAAUAAGGGACCGAUCCGAUCUCGGGCUGCGCGUAGUUUCAUGGCGGGCCAUGCCUCUACCGGCAGCUCUUAA
Messenger RNA from Linnemannia hyalina, 3486 nucleotides. Lineage: Eukaryota; Fungi; Mortierellomycota; Mortierellomycetes; Mortierellales; Mortierellaceae. The record is from the annotation of a GenBank genome assembly.